Lycium barbarum (goji berry) is the source of this 1677-nucleotide messenger RNA. RefSeq names its product B3 domain-containing protein REM10-like. Gene Ontology annotation, molecular function: DNA binding. The record is from RefSeq and is a predicted model, not a curated record. NCBI's taxonomy places the organism in Eukaryota, Viridiplantae, Streptophyta, Magnoliopsida, Solanales, Solanaceae. The transcript is spliced from 8 exons. The coding region runs from base 106 to 1314 and encodes 402 amino acids.
UCUAUAAUUUCCCCUCAGUUCUUUCAUUUUGCAUGUACUGGGAAACAAACGGUGAACCAUUAUUUGUCUACAGUAAAAAUUAGUAAUUACAUUUCUUGAGCCUCCAUGAAAGUCCCUCCAAAGAAACCUCGUUUUUUUAAACCAAUUCUUCCAGGCUUCAAAAAUGGACUUAAAAUUCCCACAGGUUUCUUGAAGUAUCUGAAGGGACACGAGCAUAUUAAACGUGCAGUACUAAAAAGUGAUGGUAAGAAGUGGCUGGUGAAGCUGAACGGGCGACAACUAGAAGAUGGUUGGAAAAAGUUUGUUGAGGAGCUUAAUUUGCAAUUGGGAGAUUUGUUGAUUUUCAGACAUGAAGGAGACAUGGAGUUUGAGGUUUCCAUCUUUGAUUCCAGUCACUUGGACAGAGAAUACGGAGCUGAAGAAAAAGAGCAUACUCCUGAAGAAACUUCAAAGAAACGUGAAUUCAAAGAAAAACCAAAGCCCAACAUCAUGUCAUCACACAAGGCUCUCCCCGAUAUAGAAGCAGCUAAGGACAUUCUUUUGGAUCGCCCCCAUUUAUUUUCUACCGUCAAAUCCCAUUGGAUUUCAAAGUUUGUGAUGCAUGUUCCAAAACUAUUUGCACGCGAAAGUGGCCUCAUCAACAGGAGAUGUAGGAUAAUGAUAAGAGAUGAGCAAAGGUCAUGGGAGUUUAAGCUAUAUUACAGUGCAAGCGGAACUUUCAUUGGAGGUGGAUGGCGUGAAUUUUGCGCUGCUAAUUCUUUAAAGGAAGGAGAUCGCAUAAUGUUUGAGAUAUUUUCCAAGGGAGAGACACCUAUAUUGAAAUUCUACGAUCUAAGAGGAGAGGCGUCACUCCAGCCCAAAGGAAAGAAGACUAAUUUGGAUACUGAAAGAGUUUCCACUCAAGGCCGUGGGAUUAAGACCUUGGACGUGAAUGCUCCGAAAUUACAAGUACCUGCUUCAACAUCUGCUGAUGCCAACCCUUAUUUUAUAUCUACUAUUAAAUCUUAUUCCAUGACCAUUUCUUCUUUGUAUUUCCCUUUGGCUUUUGCAAAAUCAACUGGCCUGAUGAAUGGACGUCGUGAGAUGAUUCUCAUUGAUGAAGAACAUAGAUCAUGGUCAAUGUGUCUAGGGCAAAUGGCAAAUAAGCAAUUUGGAAUUAGAAGGGGAUGGACAAAGUUCAGAAAAGCAAAUGGUUUCCAAGUAGGAGAUACUUACAUGUUUGAACUCAUCCACAACGGCCAGAUACCUAUAGCAUUUUUCCAUUGCAGUAAGAAUGCGGGAGACGUUUUGGAACCAAAAGAAAAUUUUCACUGAGAAUUUUGAAAAUGUUUGUAACUUUAGAAGUUGGGGAAAAUCUCGUUGUUAGUUAAAUUUUUGAAUUGAUCAAAAUUUACUUGCCUGUAUGAGCUGACCCUCACUGGUGAGAGAGUGAUUAAAGGGACACAACGACUUUCUCAUUUGAUUUUGUGUCUAUAAUAUUUUGAUUAGUCUUCUUUUCGGAGGUUACUCACCUGGUGUCUAGUAUCCAUAUUGGAACUCGAGAAUUCGAACUCGAAACUUCUGGUUAAGGUGCAUUCGAACUCGAGACUUCUGGUUAAGGUGCAUGGAAGGAUCCUAUGCAUCCUACCACAACUAUUGGUGAUGGGACGAUUAUAUAGUGCUUUAUAUAAUUCAGUC